AGGGAGAAAGUGCAAAUAUCCACACCCAUGAAAGAUGAGAGCCUAGUGCAGGACCUGUUAUGGCGACCGGCAUACGUCGCCCGGCGACUUGAAUGCACACCACCAACGGCCCUCAUCGAUCACUCCACCAAACGACGAAUAAAGAGGUACUUAGACUUAUGGCUAUCUUUCUUCUGCAGAGCUGCAGCAUCUAUCGCUUCUCCUUUUCAGUAUUGAGUCCGUUUGUUCUUCUGGUGUCUAUCUGACAGUCUCAGACUGAUCAUGUGUCUGCAGCACAGAGACAAAGGGCUUAGUGGUUGAUGUACUUAUCUUAUCAUGUAUCAAAUGCUUCUCAUUCAUCUUUUCUUCAAACAUAAGCAUUCACUCCUCCCAUUAUUCAGGCCGAUUGGAUGGAGUUCCGCUUUCGCAGGGCGAGCGAAGGAGGAGCUUCCGUCUCUUGUUCACACGGGAUAA
Messenger RNA from Amoebophrya sp. A25, 453 nucleotides. Lineage: Eukaryota; Dinophyceae; Syndiniales; Amoebophryaceae. The record is from the annotation of a GenBank genome assembly.